Messenger RNA from Hyphopichia burtonii NRRL Y-1933, 729 nucleotides. Its product is annotated as DNA-directed RNA polymerase III subunit. The record is from RefSeq and is a predicted model, not a curated record. Lineage: Eukaryota; Fungi; Ascomycota; Pichiomycetes; Serinales; Debaryomycetaceae. Gene Ontology annotation, cellular component: RNA polymerase III complex; nucleus. Gene Ontology annotation, biological process: DNA-templated transcription.
GAACAAGAAGAAGAACAAGAAGAAGAACAAGAAGAAGACCCCGUAGUUAGUUCAAUCCCUUUGGUAUUGAACGGCUUAUCGUCAAGAAAUAGACAGUCUUUGCAUAUAUUACAAUACCUGGGAAGACCCAAGUCUCGCCCUUUUGGUAAUGAAAGCUUGACUGCGUCAGUAAAGAAGGAGUCAAACUGUAUAGAGGUCAAGGUGCCAUUGGAUACCCUGAAAUUCUACGACAGAGCAAGAUCAGAAGAAUGGGGUGGAGACGUUGAAGAGCAUGGUUUACAAGGGGUGCUAAAUAAGACGGAUGGUGGGUUAUAUGCCGCUAAGAUCAUUAAAGAGGGAGACCAAAGAAAGAUUAUCUUGAUUCCUGUUGAUAGUACAGCUCAAUUAAGACCAUCCUUUAAGUACAUGGAUGAAGUAGAUGCUGCUUCACUUGUCCAGCGCAAGGCCGAAGCAGCCUCCGAUACCAAGCCAACUGGGGUUCAAGUUUUACAAACCUCAGCCAAAGCCAACGCCAAUGUAAAUGCAGACGGGGUCGCUCAUAAUGCGUUGGGUGAGGCAUUGAAACAUAUCAAAAAGUUUGAUGAAGAAGAGUGGUCUCCUCUCAAUUGGAGACUGACUGAUGAUUCGGCCACUGAGAACCUCCAUAAAGAGCUUAUGGAACAGGCUGAAGCAAAAGAAUUAACAACCAAAACAACCAUGUUUGAAUAUAUUGACAAACUAACAGCAGAU